Molecule: messenger RNA, 964 nt
Organism: Phragmites australis (common reed)
Lineage: Eukaryota; Viridiplantae; Streptophyta; Magnoliopsida; Poales; Poaceae
Exons: 2
Coding region: 205-765 (186 amino acids)
Biological process (GO): microtubule-based process
Cellular component (GO): dynein complex
Molecular function (GO): dynein light intermediate chain binding; dynein intermediate chain binding
Source: RefSeq, a predicted model, not a curated record
GCGGGUCCCCGCCUCCCGAACCCAAAGAAAGCCCUGCCCGCAUCAGGUACCGUGCUUUGACCACGACGCGACCACCCCCACCCAUUCCCCCCUGCCGCACCACCACCGUAGAGCGCGAACCGGCAGCCAGCCAGCCAGCCAUGCUCACCCGCCGCCGCCGCCGCGGGUGAGGUGGUGUUAGCCUCCCGAGACCCCGCCGCCGCGAUGGAUCCGGCGUCCGAGGAGCUCGAGCGCCGCAGCCGCUACCUCAGCUCGCUCAUCCGCCGCACCAAGCUCAGCGCCGCCCCCGCUCCCCCUCCUCCUCCUCCGGAGCCCGAGCCCGAGGCGGCACCUAAGCCGGAGCCCAGGGUUGGGGUCGGGAAGCGGGAGGAGCUCAAGGCGGUGGUGGUGGAGAAGGAGAAGAGGAAGGUGAAAGAGGAAGGGGACGGCAAGGGGAAAGAGGUCAAGGGGAAGGAGGAGACUAUAAAGGUGUCGGUGCGGGUGCGGGUGCGGGCGGCCGACAUGCCUCUGGCGCUGCAGCGCCGCGCUAUCCGGCUCGCCUAUGAAGCCAUCACCGCCAUGCCGCGGCUCGACAGCAAGCGCCUAGCCCUCGCGCUCAAGAAGGAAUUUGAUACGGCAUAUGGUCCUGCUUGGCAUUGCAUUGUCGGAACGAGCUUUGGUUCCUACGUCACUCACUCUUUGGGAGGUUUCCUAUACUUCUCUGUUGACAAGGUCUAUAUUCUUCUCUUCAGAACCGCUGUCGAGCCAUUAGGCCAUCCACAAUGAGACCUAAAAUCAGUUUAGUAGCAAGUGUAGCUUGUAUUCGACAUUUGACAUGCAGAAGGUUAAGGAGAGUAGAAUGAUGUCGCCCUCCCUGCAAAUAUGUAGAACCAAUCUGCUGUAACUUCCAUGUACUACGCACUCAUCUGCCAUGUAAACCUUGACAUCCAUUAACUUUCAAAAUUGUACUUGAGUCUGUUCUUCA